This is a messenger RNA of Drosophila erecta, 2072 nucleotides long. RefSeq names its product ras-related protein Rab-30 (gene Rab30). The record is from RefSeq and is a predicted model, not a curated record. Gene Ontology annotation, biological process: Rab protein signal transduction. Gene Ontology annotation, molecular function: GTP binding; GTPase activity. NCBI's taxonomy places the organism in Eukaryota, Metazoa, Arthropoda, Insecta, Diptera, Drosophilidae. Gene Ontology annotation, cellular component: trans-Golgi network. The transcript is spliced from 2 exons. The coding region runs from base 425 to 1096 and encodes 223 amino acids.
AGAAACAUCGGGAAGUAUCGCUAAGGGAAUUGAUGGUAUUUCACAUCUCUAAUCAAAUACCAUCACGUCGAAAUACAGCAAAAUUCUGUUGGUAAACAUAAGCAAAAUUAAGGCUGGUAAUUAAUGCGGCAGCAUGCAACCAGUGUAUUGCCAAUUUUCAAGCAUAGUGAACCUGGCCGAAGCCCUGCUGAAUGGACUUGGGGCCGAUUCGCAUAGAUAAGCAAGUAACAAGCACCUACAGCUGCUGUUGAGUCAUCAUCUUUUAGCCAAAUAAGCCAAAAAACAAGGCUAACAGCCUUUGACACCACCCAACUCGCUUCCCAGGUAGUGAUAGAGCACCAGGUGAGCCACAGAGCACACACACACUUACCCACACCCAGCCACUCAAAUACCCGAAAACCAACCCAUUUUGGGACCAGCCCCAAUGGAGGACUACAAGUUCCUGUUUAAAAUCGUCCUAGUGGGCAACGCUGGUGUUGGAAAAACCUGCCUAGUGCGCCGCUUUACUCAAGGCCUGUUUCCCCCUGGCCAGGGUGCCACCAUUGGUGUGGACUUCAUGAUUAAGACAGUGGAGGUGGAGGGCGAGAAGAUCAAGCUUCAAAUCUGGGACACCGCCGGCCAGGAGCGGUUCCGAUCCAUUACGCAAAGCUACUAUCGAUCGGCUCACGCCUUGAUCCUGGUGUACGACAUCAGCUGCCAACCCACAUUCGACUGCCUUCCAGACUGGCUGCGCGAGAUCCAGGAAUACGCCAACUCCAAGGUACUCAAAAUUCUGGUGGGUAACAAGACGGACAGGGAUGAUCGAGAGAUUCCCACCCAGAUUGGCGAAGAGUUCGCCAAACAGCACGACAUGUACUUCUUGGAGACGUCCGCCAAGGAAGCGGAAAAUGUUGAGCGACUGUUCUACGAAAUUGCCGCCGAAUUGAUUGGUCAGGCUAGAAGCAAGGAUGGCAGUAGUUCGGCCGCAGCGGCGGCCGCCCAGCGCCAGUCAGAAGGCAGCUCCAUCGGCCUGGGGAGCUUCAGUGCCAAGGCAGCGCAGAGCAAUUGCUGUGGCGGACUCGCCAGCGGCGGCUCCAACUCUAGUCAAGCGGGCUGAGCUGCAAACCGAACAGGAAACUGAGCAGCUAAUCUGUAACUAGUUAAGGACUAAUCGUGAUAUUCCAUUUAUCUUUUAUAACCAUAAUGCUCCCGCAUUCUAACACAUACAUUUGUUACUCACAUAUUUUGUUUUUAUGAGCAUGAAUAUGACGUUUAUGAUACUUUCGAAACUAAGAUCGUUUGCCCUUGUAAUGUUUCCUAUUAGAUUGUUAACACACUUUGGCUCCAAAUACCUUUACAUGGAAAAGUAUUUGAAGCAAUUCUCAUCACUUUCUCUAAACUACAAUAAUAACGAACGUUAUUAUUUUUUAUUCUCUGAACAAUGUGCAAACGGGUCUGGAAACUGCGCAGCUAAUCUAUUAUAGUUAAACACUAAUCGCGAUAUUCUGUUCAUGCUUUACGGUAUAUUGUGUAAAUUCCAAAAGUAAAAAUUGAGUUUUCUUUGUUCAAUUCUGUAAGCUCUUCGUUCCACGGAAAAAAGUUGAUUGUAAAAGACACUAAUUUACUAUUUAUCACGAUUAAGAUCCUAUCGGAAACUAGCUGUUAAUGACUAAGGAUGCUAAAUAUUUGUGUUACAAGAACUCCAUUGGAGGUGUUUAUGACCGCCUGAUUUUCUUGAUUUGUAUUAUAUAGACGUAUUGAUCUGAUUAUGGAUCGUUUACCAAGUGAGCAUCACAGCCAAUGCUAUGAAGAAUUUAUGAUAUCAAAAAUGCUAUGCACACAAUUUAGUUCAUUUUAAUUGAUUCCUAAGAAGUAUUUCAUAUUUUAUACAUUGAAUUUUUUGUAUACAUCUACAAUUAGUGCAUAUUUAUUUGCAAUUAUUUUUACAUAUUUUUACGAUUAAUGUGCAAUCUUUGGUAAUGCGAUUUUUAAAUGAUAUUCGUAAUAGUGUUUAAGGUGAUUUUAUGACAUUCCAAAAAUUAAGAAUUAGAAAUAUGCAUAGACCAGAAAGCUAAAUAAAAACAAAAACUGAA